AAAGAAAAUAAAUUUCCUAAGAAUCUGUACAAAUUAUUUCCUAAUUUACAGCUUCAUAACAAUCAUUUUCAUUCAUUUGAAUGUGAUGUUGAUGGUAAUUACUUGUUUGGAAAAGAUCGAUAUGGAGGCAAAAAUUGCCACCUUCAGAGUUCCUGACAUAGGAGUUGCAUCACAACUGCAACUCGGUGGCAUGACAGCUAUAUGGAAUCACAACUAUUAUAAUGCUGCAGUGGCUGCAUUGUCUGUGGCUGGACUGGAUGUUGGUGUGCAUGUUGAAGCCAUCAAUUCAACAAUUGAGAAAUUGAGGCCUCCACCUCAUCGAAUGCAAGUUGUACACAAGGAUACUCACGGGGUUACAUGGGUGGAUGAUAGCAAGGCAACAAACAUUGCAGCUACACAUACAGGGCUUAUGGGUCUGAAGGGACAAAAGUCAGUAAUUCUACUCGGUGGCCUUGCUAAGGUCUUAAAUGGACAAGCAUCAUGGUUUUGAACAAUUGGUCGAACUAUUGAAGGGCCAUAGAUGUGUAGUAACUGUAUGUGAGAUGUUUCAUCUUGAGAUACGGCAGUCUCCAAUUCAAAAUCCUGUCUUCC
Messenger RNA from Hibiscus syriacus, 591 nucleotides. RefSeq names its product UDP-N-acetylmuramoylalanine--D-glutamate ligase-like. Gene Ontology annotation, cellular component: cytoplasm. Gene Ontology annotation, molecular function: ATP binding; UDP-N-acetylmuramoylalanine-D-glutamate ligase activity. Gene Ontology annotation, biological process: biosynthetic process; cell division; regulation of cell shape. Lineage: Eukaryota; Viridiplantae; Streptophyta; Magnoliopsida; Malvales; Malvaceae. The record is from RefSeq and is a predicted model, not a curated record. Bases 86 to 490 code for a protein of 134 amino acids. The transcript is spliced from 3 exons.